This is a messenger RNA of Brienomyrus brachyistius, 4211 nucleotides long. Its product is annotated as ras-like protein family member 10B. The coding region runs from base 16 to 627 and encodes 203 amino acids. Gene Ontology annotation, molecular function: GTP binding; GTPase activity. Lineage: Eukaryota; Metazoa; Chordata; Actinopteri; Osteoglossiformes; Mormyridae. The transcript has 3 exons. The record is from RefSeq and is a predicted model, not a curated record.
GGUGGCCGGGGGGGCAUGCCCCCUCCCUUCAAGAUCGCCGUGCUGGGGGCGCAGGGGGUCGGCAAGACGGCGGUGGUGCGACGCUUCCUGCACGAUGACUACAGUGAGACCGGCGCGCCCAGCCACACCCGCCAGGUGCACGUGUCCGCCGCUGUGCUCAACGGGCACGUGCAUGACCUCCAGAUCACCGACUACCCCGCCAUCCCCAGCUUCCCUGGAAGCUCGCUGCAGGAGUGGGCCGAUUCCUGUUGCAGAGGCAUCCGGAGUGCCCACGUCUACAUCCUCGUUUACGACAUCUGCUGCUUCGACAGCUUCGAGUAUGUCAAGACCAUGCGGCAGCAGAUACUGGAGACCAGGCUGCUGGGCACGGCGGAGACCCCCAUCCUGAUCGUGGGCAACAAGCGGGACCUGCAGCGCGGCCGCGUCAUCCCCCGGCACAACGUGUCCGACCUGGUGCGGAAGAGCUGGAAGUGCGGCUAUGUGGAGUGCUCGGCCAAGUUCAACUGGCACAUCCUGCUGCUGUUCAGCGAGGCCGUACGUAGCGUCGGCUGCGCCCGCUGUAAGCACAUCCACGCCACCAUCCGCUUCCAGAGGGCGCUAAGACGUGAACGCUGCACCCUCAUGUGAGCCCUGGGCCCUCGAUAUGAAGGAAUGACCCCAAAACUCAUUACGAGAUGCGACUAUGAUGGUCCGGGACAUCACUACGUCGCAACAGCCCCAACCGCUGAGCACCAAAAGUCCCACUCGCUUUCUGCCCUGUCUCUGUGCUGCGAAACUUUACGACAACAAAGGAAGCACAAAGGCUCAUUCUCGGCAGACUCCAAGACGUGCUCGGCACCUGCCAUGCCAGUGCAGUUAGCUAAAUCCGCAAUAUCAACUCCAGAAGAAGAUUUGGUAUUCACUGUUACUUUGAGGAUGUGUCCUUUGCAUAUCCUUGACCAGGGUCUCCUGGGAAACAACUAGGUGUUCUCUGUCUUCUAGCUUUUUGUGACACCGCUUCCUCUUCAAAGAGUUGAAUAAAGUUGCAGAGAUGCUUAUUUUCUGAAUAAGACGCAGACUAAAAUCACAGUUCCGUUUGGCUCUACAAGAGGUCCUACAACCUGCAGGGAAAAGUUUGGGGGUUGGUGGCAGGAUUGGUACUCCAGCCUCUGUAAAAACUUAGCACAGCUCUGACAAAGACACUUGUGUACUCUUAGUGGGAGUAACUCUGCUGCAGCCACCAAUAGGAAGCUUGCAUGCAUCAUGAAGGGGAUGGGGGAAAGCCCUUGGGAGCCUCAUCCCCGGAGGAGUUGAAACCACCAGGGAGCCAAUGGGGCCAGGCCUGUUAGAAAUCAGACCUGGUGUGGUGCUGAGGCAUCACAGCACUUGGGUCCUAAUCUAGGGUGGUCCAUCUUGGUAGGCGAAUGGAACGUCUACUCUCUUCAGCAUGAUGACCAUCUUCCUCUGCUGUCGGUGGAGCUUCAUAAACUCCACAUAACGGUGGUGGCACUCAGUGAGGUAUGCAGACCAGGAAGUGGUGAGAUUGCUGUAGGUGGGUACACCUAUUAUUGCUCUGGUUGCCUUGAUGACUGCCGUACCCCAGGAGGUGCUGAUGCUGUGGCGGAUUGACUCCUCCCAUUGGUGUCUGAUGUCACUCUUUUCAACAACCGUAUUAUGAGGAUUGUGUCGGUGCCCACGGGUCUGAUUGUGUUGAAAGUGGCUCCAUGUUCUUUGACUUUGCAAAAAGUCAGCAGCUGUAGGUCGCUGGAUUGUGGUUCCAGUGCCCUGAGCCACAUGUUAUCCACAAACAGGAUCUGUGAUCACUUGUUCGACUACCAGCAACCGGUUUAGUCUGGUUUUACGCCUAAGAAGUCAACCAUCGACUGCAUCAUUGACACUGAGGAUUCUCAUUGAGUGCAAACAUGAAUAUUGGCAGAGUUUCUUUGCAGCCUUUGUUGAUUUCUGUAAAGAGUUUGACUCAGUUGAGCAGGCUGCCCUGUGGGACAUCCUGAGGGAUCCCCCUGAAGUUGCUGAAUGUCGUGGCCGGCCUGUACACUGGUACUGUGAGUGCUGUGCAGAGUGGAGGCAGAACCUCUGCAUUCUUCCCAGUUGAUUCUGGGGUUUGUCAGGGGUGUGUUCUUGCUCCUAUUCUGUUUAAUGCUUGCAUGGGCUGGAUGUUGGACAGGGUCGUGGGGCAGCUGUGGGGCAUCUGUUGGUGAAGAAAGAUUCACUGAUCUUGACUUUGCCAACGAAAAGUCGCACUGGCUAAGGGUGUCUGCCAAAUGCAGUUAAUGUAAAUGCAAUGCUGUGAUCUUCGCAUAGUCAAUGGGGGCUCCGAUCGGGGCACUCGAGAUACUGCGCGAAGAGUCUAAGACUCCGGGCUUGUGAGUGGCCUCGAUAAAAACCGAGGUAUAGGCCUUCAGUGACCUGUUGGGCAUAGUCAUCAGCAGUGUGUCUGUCUGCAGAGAGAAUGUCAACCACGCCAAGAGGUUCACUUACCUUGGUGGUGACAUUCAUGUCUCUUACUAUGAAGUCAAUAGAGGAACUGGGAGAGCUUGGGGAUCAUGAGGUCGCUGGAAAAGGGUGGCACUCCAGAUAUCUUUGUAAGAAGACAAAAGUCCAAGUCUUUCGAGUCCUGGUGCUCCCUGUCUUGCUGUAUGGCUGCGAGACAUGGAUGCUAUCCAGCAACCUGAAAUGAAGACUGUAAGACUUGGUACUCUGUCUCUUCGGAGAAUCCUUGGGUACCGCUGGUUUGACUUUGUGUGUGCGCCCCAAGAGGUCGCUCAGGUAGUUCGGAAUGAGGCACAUUACCUGCAUUGUGAGGGAGUGCUAUGGCACUACGGCCGUGUUUCGGCCUGGAGGGUCGCCAACCAGGAUUCUGAGGUGUUUCAUUGUGUGGUGGGUGCGGCAACGUGCUGUAACCACUGCAUGCUUCCCAAACUUGACCUUACCUGACGAAGUCACACCCAUCCCGCAAACAUCAGACCUCAGUCUCAUUCACCCCUGUGUAUUCUGUGCCAGUAGCUGUGUUGUCCGGUUAUCGGCGGACGUCAGAAGAUUCAUUAAUAACUUUCAACGAGGCACAACAAGAAGAAGUCAGUAGAAUUACUUUCUUAUAUUGUUCCCUCAGAAACUUUAUCCGUUAAUUGUAACUCGGUUUGACAUUUUUCAUCCUCAUGUUAGAUUGGUCACUUCAGCCAAGGCCAAUACGUCUUUAAAGAAAGAGUCAGAGAAGAUGUUUCUGGAUAUCUUAUUCAGCUUCGGUCCAUUUUAUUUUGACUUUUUGCAUAACUGAGCUUCCUAUGAGAGAUGAGUAUUUUAUUCCAUUAUUACAUGGCUGAACAUAAUAUGUGUUUUGAUUUUGGUUAUCUGUCCUCCUCACCUAAAUUAAAAAAAAUCCUCCUUCGGAGAUUUUUUGGAACUUUUUCAAGAUCCCUGGUAACACUUGAGGGAGCAUAGGUAAAUGUUAAAUGUUUGUACUCACCCUGCAUCUAAAUUACUCACUGCAGGAAGUGGGCAACCCUUUUACUUAAUGUUAAUUAAUUAACCAGUAACUAAUUGUUAGUUAUGCACUGAUCCCAUGUUCGUUUACCAUUAAUCAAUCAUACUGGGUCCUGAAUUUCACGCAGUUACUAUAUUUGUUCAUGAUUUGUACUUCAGUAGCAACUGAGUGACUAAGUUACUUGUGCCACCUCAAGUAUAGUGUUACCAGACCAGCAUUAUCAUUCUGCGUGUUUGUGAAACAUUUCCUUUGGUGUGGACUGUUUGCUUCUUGAGUUGUUGGAUGAUUAACAUCUAAUGGAAGAUGUGUAUGUUAAAAUAAAAAAAAAGAGUUUAUCCUUCAGUGUGGGGGGCGGGGGGGGGGCUUUUAAAUUAAUUGGCCUUCAUUUCAGGUCCUGAAUUUGGUGGGUGAGGUUCUUGGGAUCUCACUGUAAUGUGGCACAAUCCCUCCUCGCAUACACAAAAUGGUCCAGCAGUUUCCACAAUGUCAGCUUGAUACUCUUUCACGUUCAUUCAUAUAUUGAUGCAUGUUAGGACCUAAGAAGGAUCCUUCUAUUUUCAUGUUUCUGUUCCUGAAAUAAAACACAAAGCAAAGCAAAUUACUAGGCCUUAUAUCUGAUGUAUGAACUGAAUACAGAUUACUCACUCAGGUUAAUUUUCUGUUGCAGCUGUACUAGCAUGCCUGUUUAUACUGCAGUUUCACUGUAAAUUAAACUUGGUCCACAGCUGGC